Messenger RNA from Erpetoichthys calabaricus (reedfish), 2873 nucleotides. It is a transcript of the gene schip1, whose product is annotated as schwannomin interacting protein 1. Gene Ontology annotation, biological process: positive regulation of hippo signaling. Bases 92 to 2068 code for a protein of 658 amino acids. The record is from RefSeq and is a predicted model, not a curated record. The transcript has 15 exons. NCBI's taxonomy places the organism in Eukaryota, Metazoa, Chordata, Cladistia, Polypteriformes, Polypteridae. Gene Ontology annotation, cellular component: cell junction; plasma membrane.
CAUUGGCUGCUGGAACGUUUCAAAUUGGGGGAUGCCGGCGGGGAGGCCAUUUGUUUCUUAAGUAUUUACGAACUGAACGUACGUUUCGAGGAUGCUGAAAACCAGCCACUAUAGAAGAAUGUAUCAAGAAGAUCGCCGUAUUCUGCAUAACGGAACACUAAUUGGGUCGUGUGAGAAGAAUCUAAUUUCCUUGUACAUCAACCAGGAAGGAGGGAAGAGGUACAAGAGACUGCUUAAGAGGAGUGAAGAAUCAGGAGUCGUGACAGAAAGGAACAAUCUUUCACAAAGAAUGGACAAAACACGCACCAAAGAACUACAGUUUUCAGAAGGGAAAGUAAUCCUCAUUCAAAGAGCAUGGCGUGCUUUGCUGAACCAUAGAAAAAACUGGAAAAGCCCUCCAGCACAGUGUUGCCAUUCCUCCCCGAGUGAACUCCAUACAACCAUGAGGAUAAAUAGCUUCAGUAGGAACACAGCUUUGGAUGAGUUGAAAAGGCUGCAGAACAAUCUGGAACAUGCUCAAGAUGAAAAGUAUUUUCUGCAACACACUCAGCUCACAAAGGACAGAGAAAAUAAUAUUGAAAAAUGCUGUUUCAAUAUGCAGACACUGGAGGCCAAAGCCGUCAUCAUUCAACGAUCAUGGCGGGAAUACAUUCACCGUCAGAAUGCUCUUCAUCAGCACUGCUUGGAGAAAAGAAGCCCAUCUCCACCAUCUCUGUCUUCUGGAAAGAUGAGCACUUCUAUCAGUAUGAAUACCUUGUCUGAUGGCAGCACCCCGGAUUAUAGAGAGGAUGGUAUGGAUUUGGGAAGUGAUGCCUGCAGUCGCUCCAGCUCAGAGGCAAAUUCUAACAAAGUGACUCCAUGUUCAGAGUACAAAUCAUCUCCCAGCUUGGAUCUUGCUACACUGGAUGACUAUGAAGAGGAGGACUAUCAGGAAUACAAAAAGAAGGUCAUUGAGGACUGGGAAAGUGAAUUUGGGGAGUACACUGAGAAUGAGGUGUAUCCCAAAUCUGUGAACAACCGGAGUUUGGCAGAGGAAUUUCAGGAUGUAAACAGCCCAAUGCCUCUGCCUCAUAGAGACACAGUAUCGGAGGAACUGAAGCAAAAUGGUAAUGUGGUGCCACAGCACACAAUGGCCAAAGCUAAUAAAACUCUUGAAAAGCCCCAGCAGGCUUUGAGGAUAGUGGGUGGUAGUGGUGUUUCCAGGAGAGAGCCACCAGACAUCUCAGGGACCUGUCAUGCUGAGGAGUCACAAUUGCCUACAAUGGACUGGGAGGCUCUGGAAAAACAUCUUGCUGGUUUACAGUUUCGAGAACAGGAGGUGCGCAACCAAAACCAGAGCCAAGGAAAAACCAACUACACCUCAGCCCAAAAGAAUGAAAGAGAGUCAAUUCGGCAAAAGCUGGCACUGGGCAGUUUCUUCGAUGAUGGCCCAGGAAUUUACACAAGCUGCAGCAAGAGUGGAAAGCCAAGCCUGUCUUCACGUCUUCAAAGUGGGAUGAACCUGCAGAUCUGCUUUGUGAAUGACAGUGGGAGCGACAAAGACAGUGAUGCAGAUGAUAGCAAGACUGAAACAAGCCUCGAUACCCCUCUCUCCCCCAUGAGCAAACAGAGCUCAUCAUACUCUGACCGUGAUACUACUGAAGAGGACUCUGAGUCUCUGGAAGACAUGGAUUUCCUCACCAGGCAGAAGAAACUACAGGCUGAGGCCAAGAUGGCUCUGGCAAUGGCUAAGCCAAUGGCCAAGAUGCAGGUGGAAGUGGAAAAACAAAAUCGAAAGAAGUCUCCCGUGGCUGACCUUUUGCCACAUAUGCCUCAUAUAAGUGAAUGCUUAAUGAAGAGAAGUCUGAAGCCCACUGACCUGAGGGAUAUGACAAUUGGUCAACUACAAGUUAUAGUCAAUGAUCUCCACUCACAGAUUGAAAGUUUAAAUGAAGAACUUGUGCAGCUUCUACUUAUCAGAGAUGAGCUUCACAUGGAGCAAGAUGCCAUGCUGGUGGACAUCGAGGAUUUAACCAGGCAUGCCGAGAGUCAGCAGAAGUACAUGACAGAGAAAACCCUGUCCAAAUGAAGCAAGCAUAUGUUUAUGAAGAGCCAUUAGAAGGACAAACAAGCAAGGCUAGAUUUUAAUUUGCUUUUGUGAUUGUACAAAUGCUGAUACUCAAGAUGGUACACUUCAAGAAAAAGUCAGUGUUAGUCAUUGAUACUGUCUGAAGCUGUCUGUGCUUUCAGUAACUGGCCUUGCACCUUCAUAACUUGUCAUAACUCGUUCCAUUUACUACUGAAAAAAAUUGGGCAUUUAAUAUGCAAAAAGACAAAUGUCAAAUACUCUCUGUGUGUCUGUGUGUUAGAUUUAUAUAUGCUAUGUUGGAGUGUGUAUGUAUAUAUUUAUGUAUUUAUAUAUACAUACAGAGCAUAUACAGUAUAAAUAUACAGCAUGUAUAAAAUGUACACACAUGCACACCACCAAAGUACAAAGAAAGUAUACAAAAAAAAAAUUAGGAUAAAAUGGUUAAGAAUAAAAUGUUGUCUAAGAACUAACUUAUGAAUUUUAGGAGUUUUAAGUUCAUCAGUAUUUUAACGUUGACCUCUUUUUAUUCUGCACAACUUGUAGUUUAAAACAAAAGAGAAACUUUUAUUUGAAGGUGCUAAACAAGUCAAAGGAGACAUGCCUGCCUUGUAGUAAAGUUGUAGCUUUUUUUGGUAAUAAGUUCACUUUAAUCAGUUUCAACAUUUUGUGAAUGUUGACUUUCUGACACAAGUCGUUUUAAAUAUAAGUGUGUUAAUAUCAUUUCAUUCAAUUGUAUUCAACAACUUAUUUGAAAAAUUUUAUGUACAGAUAUGUAAAAUAAAGAAAUCUAAAACUUUGUUUCAUA